AUGGUUUCGUUUUACGUCCUCCUCAUUGCCUCCGUGGUUGCCCUGGGAGGAUUCUCGUACGGGGUAGACUCGGGGAUCAUCGCAACCACUCUAGGUCAUGACACGUUCAAGUACGCUAUGCUGGGCCCAACAGGUGUCAAUGCUCCCUUGACAGGUGCCAUCGUUUCCCUAUACAAUGUCGGCCAGGCUGUUGGAACCUUUGGCGCGGGUUACUCAGCCAACAAGUUCAGCAGACGUUGGACUAUCUGUGGUAGUGCUGUGAUCGCUAUUGUCGGUGCCAUCCUCCAAUGCGCGGCCGUGAAUGCGGGAAUGAUGAUUGCGGGAAGGUUUUUUGCAGGCGUCGGCUGUGGUAUAAUGCUGACAGUCGUUCCAAUCUACAUCGCAGAGGUCUCUCCGCCCGAGAAGCGGGGAAUGAUUGUGGGGUUGCAGGGGUUCAUGAUUUCCAUCGGGUUCUUUGCGGCCAAUUGGAUCGGAUACGGUGGCGCAUAUGCGACUGGCGAUGCCCAGUGGCGGAUUCCUCUUGCUAUGCAGAUCCCCAUACCCCUUGCGUUGGCGGUUGGGUGCUGUUUCGUCCCUUACAGUCCGCGAUGGUUGGUUCAGCAGGAGCGUUACGAGGAGGCCCAAGCUGUCUUGGAGACCAUCCAUGCUGGGACGGGAGACGAUGACCGAGCACUGCGGGAACUGAGUGAGAUCCGGAGCCAAAUCCAAGUCGAGUCAACUCAAGUCACGAACUUCCGCCGCGCCGUCACAUGUCUUCUGUCUCGUCAAUACCUGCACCGCACGUUGAUGUCCUGUUUCAUCCUGGUCAUGGGUCAGUUCAGCGGUUCCUCAGUCAUCCAAAACUACCAGAGCAGCUUUUACGAGACGGUUGGGUUUACCGGCAAAACCUCCCUUCUCAUCAGCGGCAUAUACGGAAUCAUGGGAGUGCUGGGUCAAGUCGUCUACCUGUUCUGCGCAGCUGACAAGUGGCCGCGUACGCGUACACUUUGGGUUGGGUCUAUCUUCCUCUCAGUCAUGAUUGCCAUUUGUAUGGCCCUGUCCUCCGUUUAUGGAAGCGAGAAUAACAGUAACUUGAGCGGCGCCAGAGCGGCAAUCGCUAUGAUCUUCAUCUACUCGUGUGGGUACGCCGUUUUCUUCAACGCCACUAUCUGGGUUGUGCCUUCGGAAUUAUUUCCCUUCUUCUUGCGGUCAACUGGAAUGGGGUUGGCUGUGUUCUCCAAAUCAGUCGCAGCCAUCGUGCUGUCCCAGAUUACACCAACUGCGAUGGAGAAUGUUGGCUGGAGAUACUAUGCUCUCUUUAUCGCGACAAAUUUCGCGGCUGCUUUCGUGUACUUCUUUCUGCUCCCGGAAACCAGCGGUAAGACACUGGAGGAGAUUGCCGAGCUGUUCGAAGACAGCAUCGUACGGGAGCCAUCAAAGAUUGCCGAUGACCAACCAGGAGUGGAAUAUGGCCAGACAGUCGAGAAAAGCUCCAACCCUGUACAUGUGGAAAAGGCAGUCUGA
Molecule: messenger RNA, 1503 nt
Organism: Aspergillus calidoustus
Lineage: Eukaryota; Fungi; Ascomycota; Eurotiomycetes; Eurotiales; Aspergillaceae
Source: the annotation of a GenBank genome assembly